AUGGCCACAAGGUUGAUGCCAGCCCAAGCUCAGGAGUCUGUGACAUUCAGGGACGUGGCCGUGUUCUUCAGCCAGGACGAGUGGCUGCGCCUGGACUCUGCACAGAGAACCCUGUACCGGGAGGUGAUGCUGGAGAACUACGACACCCUCGUCUCGCUGGGAAUCCUGUUUUCCAAACCAAAGGUCAUCUUCCAGUUACAGCAAGGGGAAGACCCCUGGAUGGUGGAAAAUGGAGUUUCUCAAGGCCCAUGUGUAGGUUGGGAGCGCUUGUUUGAAACUACAGUUUCUGAAGAAGAAAAUCAGGAAGUAAUGAAUAAACUCCUAGGUGACAGUCCUUUUGAUUUCAAGCCAGGGAAAGCCUAUAUAAAUGAGGACAAACUAGAGAAGCAACAAGGCAAAAAGAACAAACCUUUCAGGAAAGUCUUAGUCACCAUCAAAAACACCCACAUGAGGGAGAGGAGCUUUACAAGUGUUGAGCUUGGGAAAAAUGUCAGUCUGAAAUCAUCCCUUAUUAGAAAACCCAGACUCGUUUCCAGAGGAAGGAAACCCCAUUCCCAGCAGUAUUCAGUUCUCUUUAAACAACUGGGAGUCAAUACGGUGCGCAAAUGUUACAAAUGUAACCUCUGUGGGAAAAUCUUCCUCCACAGUUCUUCCCUGAGUAAACACCAGAGAAUCCACACCGGAGAGAAGCUCUACAAAUGCAAGGAAUGUCGGAAAGCUUUCAGCCAAAGCUCCUCUCUCACUCAGCACCUGAGAGUUCACACGGGAGAGAAACCUUACAUCUGCGGCGAAUGUGGGAAAGCCUUCAGUUUCACCACAUCCCUCAUCGGACAUCAGAGGAUGCAUACCGGAGAGAGACCCUAUAAAUGCAACGAGUGUGGCAAGACAUUUAAAGGAAGCUCAUCCCUGAAUAAUCACCAACGAAUUCAUACUGGAGAAAAGCCCUAUAAAUGUAACGAGUGUGGGAGAGCCUUUAGCCAGUGCUCAUCUCUUAUUCAACAUCACAGGAUUCAUACUGGAGAGAAACCCUACGAAUGUAGUCAGUGCGGGAAAGCCUUUACUUCGAUAUCACGGCUAAGUAGACACCAUAGAAUUCAUACUGGAGAGAAACCCUUUAAUUGUAAUGAGUGUGGGAAAGUAUUCAGUUAUCACUCAGCCCUUAUCAUACAUCAGAGGAUCCACACUGGGGAGAAACCUUAUGCAUGUAAGGAAUGCGGGAAAGCCUUCAGCCAAAGCUCUGCUCUGAUACAGCAUCAAAGAAUUCAUACGGGAGAAAAACCCUACAAAUGCAACGAAUGUGGGAAGGCCUUCUCCUGGAUUUCACGGCUUAAUAUACACAAUAGAAUCCAUACCGGAGAGAAACCGUAUAACUGUAAAGAAUGUGGAAAAGCCUUCAGUUCUCACUCAGCGGUUAAUACUCAUCGAAAAAUUCACACUGGAGAGAAACCUUAUAAAUGUAAUGACUGUGAAAAAGCCUUCAACCAAAGCUCAGCUCUCAUUCAGCACCAGAGAAUUCACACUGGAGAGAAACCAUUUAGCUGUAAAGUAUGUGGGAAAGCUUUCCGACAAAGCUCAUCCCUUAUGACGCAUAUGAGGAUUCAUACGGGAGAAAAGCCGUAUAAAUGUAAAGAAUGUGGGAAGGCUUUUAGUCAGAGCUCAUCCCUUACCAAUCAUCAGAGGACUCAUACUGGAGAAAAAACCUACCUUGUCAGCAGUCUGCACUCCCUUGCUAGGAAAACCGACAAGGAGAGAAUGGCUGUGGAUUUGCUGCCCACUAAGGAGUCUGUGACAUUCAGGGACGUGGCCGUGUUCUUCAGCCAGGACGAGUGGCUGCGCCUGGACUCCGCGCAGAGAACCCUGUACCGGGAGGUGAUGCUGGAGAACUACGGCACCCUCGUCUCUCUGGGGAUUCCGUUCUCAAGGCCGAAGGUGAUCUGCCAGUUGCAGGAAGGAGAAGAUCCCUGCGUGGUGGACGGGGAACUCCCUUGGGACGCCUGUCUAGGUCUCAAGACUCGGCCCGAAAUGGAAGCCUUGCCUCCCAGGCAGGGCAUUUCUAGAGAAGAAACAUCUCAGGGAAUAAUAAAGAAAAGGUCCAUUAAGUGUGGUCUCUGGGACACCAAUUUUGGACAAACUUUGGGAUUUGAGAGCGGGACAGAACAGGAGCAACAAAAGAAACCUCUUAGGCAAAUGGUGGCCUCCCACAGAAAAACCGUGAGUGGAGAUGUAAAGCAGACAAGUCUUGAAUUGGGGAAAGGCUUACUUAUAAAUACAAUUCUUGUUACACAGCAGAGUGUUCCUAUAGAAAGGAUACCCAAUAUAUAUUACACCUUUGGGAAAGAUUUUAAACAGAAUUUUGACCUAAUGAGAUGCUUCCAGAUUUACCCAGGAGAAAAACCUCAUAUUUGUCACAAAUGUGGGAAAAGCUUUGCCCAGAGUCUCCAUCUGAUUGAACACCAGAGAAUUCAUACUGGCAAGAAACCCUACAGAUGUGACGAGUGUGGGAAAACCUUUAGCCACAGAUCAUCCCUUCUUGCCCAUCAGAGAAUCCAUACGGGAGAGAAACCUUACAAAUGUAAUGAAUGUGAGAAAGCGUUCAGCAGCAGUUCGACCCUGAUCAAGCAUCUGAGGGUGCACACCGGAGAGAAACCCUAUCACUGCAAGGAAUGUGGGAAAGCCUUCAGCCAGUGUUCAACCCUCACCGUACAUCAGAGAAUUCAUACCGGUGAGAAACUCUAUAAAUGUGCUGAAUGUGAGAAGGCCUUCAAUUGUAGAGCAAAACUUCAUAGACACCAAAGAAUCCACACGGGGGAGAAACCCUAUAAAUGCAGUGAGUGUGGGAAAGGUUACAGCCAGUUUGCAUCCCUGGCUGAACACCAGAGGUUUCAUACUGGGGAGCAGCUGUGUAAGUGCUUGGAAUGCGGGAGAACCUUCACACGCAUCUCAACCCUUCUCGAACACCAGCGAAUUCAUACCGGCCAGAAACCCUAUCAAUGUAACGAGUGUGGGAAAACCUUCAACCAGUAUUCCUCCUUCAAUGAACAUCGUAAAAUUCACACCGGGGAAAAGCUCUAUACUUGUGGAGAAUGUGGGAAAGCCUUUGGUUGCAAAUCCAACCUGUACAGGCACCAGAGAAUUCACACUGGAGAGAAGCCCUACCAGUGCAAUCAGUGUGGGAAGGCCUUCAGCCAAUAUUCUUUCCUCACCGAACACGAGAGAAUCCAUACUGGAGAGAAACUCUACAAGUGUAUGGAGUGUGGGAAGGCCUACAGUUACAGAUCAAACCUGUGCAGACACAAAAAAGUUCACACGAAGGAAAAACUCUAUAAAUGGAAGGAAUAUGGGAAGCCUUUUAUCUACAGCUCCUCCCUUACUCAGUAUCAGAGAUUUCUUAGAGCAGAUAAGCCUGGUGAAGUUUAAUUCUUCUCUCAAAUAAUUCAAGACUCCUCACUGAAGAAUAAUAAAUAGGGCACAGACUCUGGAUUAGAUU
Messenger RNA from Odobenus rosmarus divergens (Pacific walrus), 3487 nucleotides. It is a transcript of the gene ZNF879, whose product is annotated as zinc finger protein 99. Lineage: Eukaryota; Metazoa; Chordata; Mammalia; Carnivora; Odobenidae. The record is from RefSeq and is a predicted model, not a curated record. The transcript has 8 exons. Gene Ontology annotation, biological process: regulation of transcription by RNA polymerase II. Gene Ontology annotation, molecular function: RNA polymerase II cis-regulatory region sequence-specific DNA binding; DNA-binding transcription activator activity, RNA polymerase II-specific. Gene Ontology annotation, cellular component: nucleus. Bases 1 to 3417 code for a protein of 1138 amino acids.